AUGCCAGCUUUUGGAAAACUUGUCCGCUUCAAGACUGCUUCGGGACAGACCUUCUAUGGAGAGGCAAAGCAUCUACCAGCUAUUGAUCACGACGCCUUGAUCGGCGCCGAGGUUCCGGUGUUCAACAAUGAUGAUGAGCCCUGGUCGGAGAACUUCAGGCUCUCUGGCUCAACGGAGAAGAUUGCAGAGGUUCAUACGCCCCAGGCCGCAUCGGUUCUAGCUCCUCUGCGCGCCGUGCCCAUCUUCCUCUGCAUUGGGCUCAAUUACAAACAGCAUGCUGAAGAGGCAGGUAUGCAGGUGGGAGAUUAUCCGCAGACGUUCUAUAAACCAGCAGCUUCUUACGAUGGGAAUGUGGCAGAUGCUCUUGCUGGUCCUUUCGAAAACAUACCGGUCCAUCCGGAGUGUCAAUGGAUGGACUACGAGGUUGAACUUUGCGUGGUCAUAGGCAAAGACUGCAAAAACAUCGGCGACACUGAAGAUGUCGACCAGUACAUACUAGGCUACACCGUGGGCAACGACGUGUCGGCUCGAUGGUGGCAGAUGCCGGAACGAUCCAGUGGCCAGCCCGCAGCGGCGAAGUCUUUUGACAAAUUUGCUCCGAUCGGUCCAGUCAUCACCUCAACAGACAUCAUCACGGAUCCAAAGAAGCUGAAAAUGCGAAGCAUCGUGAACGGCGAGCAGAGGCAAAUCACGCAGACAGACGAUCUCAUCUUCGAUAUUCCUGCUAUCAUUCGUCACUUCAGCCGUGGUAUGACGCUCAGAAAAGGGACUGUCAUCAUGACCGGCACACCAAGUGGCGUGGCGUUUUUCAUGAAGCCACAAGCGUGGCUGAAGGAUGGGGAUGUCGUGGAGAUGGAGCUCGAGCACGUGGGCACUAUGCGCAACAAAUUCGUCUUUGAGAAGUUCUGA
This is a messenger RNA of Cyphellophora attinorum, 909 nucleotides long. Its product is annotated as Fumarylacetoacetate hydrolase domain-containing-like protein. The coding region runs from base 1 to 909 and encodes 302 amino acids. Gene Ontology annotation, molecular function: acetylpyruvate hydrolase activity. The record is from RefSeq and is a predicted model, not a curated record. NCBI's taxonomy places the organism in Eukaryota, Fungi, Ascomycota, Eurotiomycetes, Chaetothyriales, Cyphellophoraceae. The transcript has 5 exons.